Enterobius vermicularis (human pinworm) is the source of this 375-nucleotide messenger RNA. Lineage: Eukaryota; Metazoa; Nematoda; Chromadorea; Rhabditida; Oxyuridae. The record is from the annotation of a GenBank genome assembly.
UUGUUUUUAUUUGUUUCAUUUACUUUUUUUUCUUGCAGAUCUAUUGUUUGGGAUAAUAGCGAUCAUAAAGAAUUACAUAGCGAAAAUGGAUUUAUUUGGGUAUCCAAUAAAACUGGAAAUUUUUGGUUGAACACAGUGAUGAGCAACGGUUUUAUCACCGCUGAAGAAGGUAAGCUGUGCAACGAUACAAUAAGUUUUGUGCUAAAGAAAUUUGAACGACUCGGAUUUAGUCGAGAUUUACCGGUACGACAGACGUUACGAAAAUGGCAACUUUUGGAUGCCGAUCAUCUGGAAAGCAAACUGUGGAUGAGUACAUUUACACAUCAUCGGAUGAUGCAACAUGCAGCAAUUGUUCUUACUAAAGUUUCAUCCUAA